Molecule: messenger RNA, 10567 nt
Organism: Dunckerocampus dactyliophorus (ringed pipefish)
Lineage: Eukaryota; Metazoa; Chordata; Actinopteri; Syngnathiformes; Syngnathidae
Product: SH3 and multiple ankyrin repeat domains protein 1-like
Exons: 27
Coding region: 502-7446 (2314 amino acids)
Cellular component (GO): postsynaptic density; postsynaptic membrane; dendritic spine
Molecular function (GO): ionotropic glutamate receptor binding; synaptic receptor adaptor activity
Source: RefSeq, a predicted model, not a curated record
CUAAUGAGAGGAGUAAUGAGAGUUAGACGGUGCAGAGGCAUCAGUACGGCGAGAAGGAAGAGAGACAGCAUGCACUAUACUGGGGCACUGAAGAGGUGAAAGUGUGUGUGUGCUUGAGUGAGAGAGGGAAAAAGAGAAAGACAGACUGCACAAUACAGUAACUCAGGCUGCCUCAUGCCGAUGCACAUUUACUAACUGGAAGGAAGGCUUGAAAAUGUGAUUUUUGAGAGGGGAAAAAAACACAAUUAUUUUUUUUUAUGUUUUCCGUUAACUAUGUUUAAUCAACUGGAUAUUUAAUACUUUUAUGAUCCCAGUUUUUUUUGUUUUUUUUUGCCCUCUCUGGUUUCUCAAGGAGGUUCUUGUGGAUACAACAAACAGCAGCCUGAACUGCAACCUGAAAGCAUGUUUCAAAGGAUGAAGCCAUUCUCUUGGGAUAGCCAUGUUUUGUCUCCAUGACAGCUAUGUCACUCAGCCCUCUCUGCAGUGACCCCUGCACCACAAAUGAUGCUGGGAAAUAACAAGCACUUUUAUCCCGGUCAGGAUGACAAAGAUGGGGAGGAUGAGGAGGAGGAAGAGGACCUGGUCAGAGAAACCAGAAAAGGGGAAGGUGGACGUGACAUCGAAAAUGGAGAGUUAGACGGUCUGCUAGAGAAGGAGAUGAGGGCAGGAAGACAGUCCUGGGAAGGAAAAGUUCUCGAAGUGGCCAAACCAGCAGCCAUUGUGGUCGGUAGGCAGAGAGCAGACCGGCCAGUGAGGUCGGGACACCCGGGCAACCGUGGGGUCGCUUACACGUCCAAUCAAGUCACCUCAAGCCACCCACAUCAUCAAACAGCCAAUAAGACACAGCAUCAUGUCAUCGUGGCCAAUCAGCAUCACACAGGCUUGAAUGCAUCGCAAAAGAGAAGAGCUCUGAUGGAGCGCAGCAUGACCACCAUGGCCCCGCUGGAGGACACGUUCCUGUCCAUAAUUGUGUUCCGCAUUGGAAUUCCUGACAUCAAACAAACAAGGUGUCUCCAGUUCGACCAGGACUGUACGGUGUGGAACGCCAAGCAGCAGAUCAUCUGCUCCCUCAGUGAGACCUUGUGGGACGUGUACAACUACGGCCUCUUCCAGCCGGCAGCAGAGGGACGGGACGCCAAGUUCUUGGACGAGGAGAGAACCAUGAAGGAAUACUCACAGUCUUUUGAGAAAGGGGUGCCUUACUUGGAGUUUAGAUACAAAACAAGAGUGUAUAAGCAGACAACUCUGGAUGAAAAGGCUCUUUCCAAGCUCAGCACUAAAGCGAGUCUGAAGAAGUUCAUGGAUUAUGUACAGACUGGAGCACUGGAGAAAAUGGUUAAAGUCCUCGAUAAAGGUCUUGAUCCAAACUUUCAUGACCUGGAGAGUGGAGAGACCCCCCUGACUGUGGCUGCACAGUCAGGCCUGCCAGUGGAAGGCAUCAGGGCUCUGGUUCAGGGCGGAGCUCAUUUUGACUUCAGAAGCAGAGAUGGCCUGACUGCAGUGCACAAAGCUGUCAGGGUUCACAAUCAUACGGGGCUGAUGGCUCUCUUAUCAUUGGGAAGCUCUCCAAACUACAAAGACCGCUGUGGCCUGACCCCGCUGUACCACACAGUCCUGACAGGGGGUGACACCUCCUGCUGUGAGACUCUGCUUUACUACAGGGCCAAGUUGGGGACGAGGGAUGAGAAUGGCUGGGAUGAGUCUCAUCAGCACAGAGAUGAAGAGGAAUUUGGAAUGGAAGAAAUACAUAAGGCUUGCCAGAAUGGCUUUACCCAACACUUGGAGCAUCUGCUGUUUUAUGGGGCAGACGCCUCCUCUCAGAAUGCCUCAGGGAAUACUGCGCUUCACAUUUGUGCCCUGUACAACAAAGAAAGCUGUGUCCGUGUUCUUUUGUACAGGGGAGCAAACAAGGAAGCAAAGAACAAACAUGGUCAGACCCCUUUUCAGCUGGCUGUAAUGUCUGGUCACUUUGAACUCGGGGAAGUCAUCAAAAACCACAAAGAUUCAGAUAUAGUGCCCUUUUUGGAAUCACCAAAAUAUGUCCCCAAGCGAAAGGAAAGCGCCCAUACGCUGCCUCUUCCCUUCCUCCAGUCCCACCCUUUACUGCGUGCUAACAGCGACAACACCAUGACCCACUCUGAUCCUGUGGUCAUUCCCAACAAGGCGGCAACAACACCUAACCCAGCUCAGGGCCACCGCAGGGCUUCCAUUGGCUUGAGAAGCUCUAGCAGCCCCAGGAAUCGCACCCGUUCACCAUCGCGAGGAAGAGGAGGCCAGAGUGACACAGAGGAGAGGCACAGGCAGCCACGAGGCAGGCCGGGGGCGGCCCCUGCAGGCAGUGGAGGAGGUCAAGUGAAGCGGAUGUACAGUGCAGUGCCCGGGCGGGUGUACGUGGCUACUCGGGCCCACUCUGCUAGUGGAGACAGACAGCUGUCACUCAACAAAGGGGACAAAGUAAAAGUGUUGAGCGUCGGUGAGGGGGGCUACUGGGAGGGAACAGCGAAAGGUCGCACUGGCUGGUUCCCCUCGGACUGCGUAGAGGAAGUGGCCACUGGCAGCAAGGACAAUCGAUCGGAGACACGUAGCGAGAAAGCCAAGAGGAAGCUCUUCCGGAACGUCACCGUCGGCGCCUACGACGGCACAGAUGGUCCUAGUGACUACAUCAUUAAGGAGAAGACAGCGCUCCUACAGAAAAAAGACAAUGAGGGCUUUGGCUUUGUGCUUAGGGGAGCCAAAGCUCAGACUCCCAUAGAGGAAUUCACUCCGACGCCAGCGUUCCCAGCGCUACAGUACCUGGAGUCGGUCGAUGAGGGGGGCGUGGCAUGGAGGGCCGGCCUCAGGAUGGGGGAUUUCCUCAUCGAGGUGAACGGCCAGAACGUGGUGAAGGUAGGACACCGGCAGGUGGUCAACAUGAUCCGACAGGGCGGCAACAGUCUAAUGGUCAAAGUCGUGAUGGUUGCGAGAAACCCCGAGCUGGAGGAUACGACUCGAAAGAGAGCCCCGCAGCAGACGAAAAGGCUGACUCCUCCUGCCAUCGCCCUGCGCUCCAAGUCAAUGACAUCAGAGCUGGAAGACAUGGUGGAAAAAGCUGCCUCUCCAUGGAAAAAGAAAGCAGACUACGAGUCCUCUCAGGGUCCUGAUAAGAAGAGGACAGUUUAUCAGAUGGCACUGAAUAAACUGGAUGAAAUCUUGGCUGCCGCCCAGCACACAAUUACGUCAGACAACCAAGGCCAGAGAGGUCACGGAGGCAAGAGAGACCGCAGCAAGAGUAUUGUUCCCAAUGUCGCCAAUGAGUCAACAUAUGAGCUGCAGGCCACAGUGAAUGCAGCGCAAUCCAGACCUGGUUUUACCUACAAUCAAGGGCACUUUCAACCAGCCCAGCAUGCAGUCAUGAUGCGUCAGAAAUCCAUUGGUAUAACUGAAGAAGAGAGGCAGUACCUUCACCCACCUGCGAUGAAGUUAGCUCGUAGUUUGUCAGUGCCAGGACCAGAAGAAAUCCCCCCACCCCCAAAUACAUCAGCACCGGAGCCACCUUUAUCUGCCGGCCCUUAUCCUGGGAGGGGCCCUGCAAUGCCCAUACCUCCUGUAUCACAGGCCCACUUCCAGCUCCACUCCCAACCAGGUCAGCCUAAUCAGUGGGAAAGGGGAAGUGCGAUGAACCAGCAGGUUAUGGUCUCCACGCUACGCAGACAAUCUGAAGGACUGUGCGGGAGGGAGCAAGAGGCACCCAGGCGAGGUGGUGGCAAGAUGGGAGGGUUAAGAAGAGGUUACAGUAGCGCUACACCACCAACGAGUGCUAAACCUAAGGCUCAGCAAGCCCAGCAGCAUCAUCCACAUAUGACCUCUCGGGAGCAAGGUGGAGGGACUGGCAGGGGGGCAGCCCGUAGAGGAGGACGGGGAGCUCUGACAAAGCAGUCUAAAAUUGAGGAUGGACUGCGGCAACAUCGGGGGAAAGGUGGCGCAGCCAAAGAGAAGACCUCCAUCCCUAUCCCAACCAUUAUCAUCAAAGCUCCCUCCACUAGCAGCAGUGGUCGAAGCAGCCAGGGAAGCAGCAUGGAGGCCGAGGCCCCGCAGGAUGCAGAGGACCACACAGAUGCUGAACCAACUUCAGAAAGCCCAAACUCCACUUUACCUUCACCACUCACCUCAAUACCACCUCAGCCCCUGACAUCCACUUCCUUGCCUCAAUCAGCUGCUCCUGCUCCGGUUUCUAUGAAGCAGAACUUGGAGAAUGUAGACUAUACGUCAAGCUUUGGUUCCACAUUUAGAAGUGGAGGGGCACGCAGGGAAAGGGAACGUUUCCGUGACAUGAGAAGAAAAAGUGCUUCUUUCUUCCUCUCAUCAGAGGAGGACAUCCAAGGGGAGCCCGGUGGGGGUGCUGUGGAGCUAGGGGAAGCGCUAAGUGCAAGGAUUCAGCCGCUCCAGAGCUCACAAAUGGAAGUACCAACUCCUCGACUCAGGCCAUCCAAGUCUAUAGAUGAGGGCAUGUUUUCUGGCGACAACUACGUCCACUAUUCCAGCAGCAUGCCCCCAGCCUUUGGUCUUCCGGAAUAUUCUUCACCUGUCCUCAGUCAAGAUGGUCAACCCAAGUCAGCUCCAUCAAUGUACGGCUCCCAGCCUGCUACUACUUUCAUCCACCCGCUCACUGGAAAGGUUCUAGAUCCCUCAUCUCCACUUGGACUUGCACUCGCCGCAAGGGAGCGAGCCCUCAAAGACGACCGCAGAACUCGACGAGAGGAGAGACACUUUGGUCGUCAGCUUUCCACAGUUGGAGCGUUCACCACCCCCACUCAGACCCCAACACCCUCUCUUUUUGCAACCCCCACGCAAUCCACAUACACGUCACCUGUCUCGCUCCACUUGACCUCUCCCACUACCAACACCUCACCCACAUCUCUAAGUCGGCCUCAGUCACCUCGGAUCUUACGCAUGGGAGGAGGAGGGGAGAAGAUGGAGAAAGACAAGGAUGGAGGGUCUAGAGAGGGUCUUAGAGUUCGUUUCUCUGAGGACAAAAACAGCCAAUAUUCAAGCCAGUAUUAUCCACAAAACCCAAGAGAGAGAGAAAAGGAGGCCCAUGAUAGCAGACCUGUUCCACCCAUACAGCCUCCUCCACAUCCAACUCAGACUGCCCCUCGCAGGCCUUCCUUCCUGCAGAUGGAAAACACUUCUAAUACUAGCUACAUCCCUCAGUACACCGUCCCUACAGCACCUGCACAGGGCCCUGACGCUAUGAGAGGGGCAACAGAGGACACUGGAAACUUGGGAAUGAUGGUUCUACCUCCACCAGCUCCCUCCAUAGACGUAGAUGAGGAGUUUGUCUUUGCAGACCCCUUACCACCCCCUUUACAGUUUGCUAAUGGUAAAAACGAAAGCGUGAAGGACUACCACCAGCAGUACCAACACGUGAGUCAGCGAUCUGCCCCACCACCACCUCCUCUUCCAUCUCCUAAACCCCCAAGCGUUCCCCAAUCCUCUUCGCAAGGCGGUGACUCUGCCACCUCUAGCCUUACCUCCUACGACAGUGAGGUGGCUAACCUGACACAGUCCGCUCUCUCGCCAUCUUUACCAUCUCCACAGAUAUACCCCCCCUCCUCCACAACCACCUCUGCUGCUUCCACAUCACUAUACAAACCCCAACCCAUGUCUCAUUCUCACACAUAUUACAGCGGUUCCAGUGACCCACUGGUGGGGAGCCAUGCCACAGCCCAUGACAGAGGCGCAGCCGCCCUCACCACUACCAUGACAUAUGCCACCACUACUAUGACAGCCACCGUGGCCGCCACAACCACCACAACCUCUACGGCCUCAGACUACAGCAUGAUUGUGGGUGGACCCAAAUGUGGUUACAGCACAGGGGACAAAGCAGCUAACCACAUCCACUACCCUGCCAAUGUAGCCAAAAGCGGAGAAUGGCAGGAUGCCGUGGUGGACUCUGGGAUUGAGGAGCUGGACAGUCACAGCAGCAGUGACCAUCAUAUCGAAAUGCUUGGAUUGACUGGGCUGAGAGGAGAGAAGAGUUUAGGUGAGGGGGACAAAGGGGGAGCACCUCAGGAUCCUUCCACAGCUUAUUCAGGUGGCCAAACAUUUGAGGUACAGAACACCAAAUUGGCAAACCCAGCAUUUCCAAAGAUGGCUCAUUAUAAGGAGGGAGGAGGGAGAGCCCUUCCUGUUGCACUACGCAGGCAAAACAGCACCAACCCUGCUCCGUUACAACUGCAUAGACAAAACAUCCCAGACAAUAUCAGGUUUGAUGGAGUGCUACCUGAUGAAAGGAGACAUACGCAGAAUAGACCCAAAAUAGAGGACGACUUCAGCGCCACCCUGGCCGCCUGCUUAGACAGACCCAGUGAGCCUCGGUCGGCAGGUUGGGAGGUCGGGGAUCACGAGCAGCUCCCGAGAGGCGGUAUGGCUUUGGAUGGACGCAGGCUUCACUCGCCUCUGUCAGGUGUAAAGGCCAGCAUCAUCAACGAGUUGAGCUCCAAGCUUCAACACAUGAGUAGCAUGAGGAGUAUGGACGACUGGAGCCACGCCCCCAAGUCACCCACAAUGCACAGGUAUUCAGCAGAUUUCACCGAUGCAUUUCACAGCCCCCCUACCGGCCGCUCCACAUCACCGUUACCCACCACCUCCCCUCAGCACCGUCACGUACUCCCACCCAAUCUAUCUGCCGCUCCCUCUGUGUCCCCUUCCCCUCAAGUCCCAGUGCAGCGCAACUGGACCCGUUCCCCCUCUCCUCAAAUGCCGUCCUCCCCGGUCCACUCUCACCCUCCUCAUUCACCCACCUACUGUCCUUACCCGACCUCGCCCAAGCAUCGGUCCAAGAUGCGGCGACAGACUUUCGAUUUCCAGUUCAGCCCCACUAAGGAGAUGCGAUCAUCAGUUUCCAGACGCCGUGCUCCCAGCCCGCUCAUCUAUAACACUGAACAGCCCAGCCCCACGCCCCCCAGACCCUCCUCCCUGCCCAUCCUUCCCAGUACACCGGUCUACAACAACCCCUUUGAAUUCCCUGGCCCUGCGUCCCCUGGAAUCCCUCUAGCAGACGCAUACUCAGCCUCGACACCGCCACUCUUCUCCCCAUCUGGUGUGCCAAGUGCCAACCCGCUACUCGCCACCCGCUCUCUCUCCCCAACCCAUUAUCUCUCCGGAGCCUCCUCCCCUCUGCACUUACCCCCCAGCCCGUCCUGCCUCAACUUCCCCCAGUUUACCCCUCCUCCCCCCGCCAAACCCUUUGCUCUCAAGCCGCUGCCCUACUGGACAAAGUACGACGUGGCCGACUGGCUGGCUUACCUAAACCUGGGCGAACACAUAGAGCGUUUUAUCGAUAACGAAAUAGACGGAUCCCAUUUGCCUUCACUUACCAAGGAUGACUUCUUGGACUUGGGGGUCACUCGUGUGGGGCAUCGAAUGAACAUCGAGAGGGCGCUGAAGAAACUCACUGACAGGUGAGGGAGGACUUUAAAAGCAGCAGCAGAGUCCAAAGGGAAAACCUGGAUUGCCCCUUUUCUUUAUCACAAGCUUAUCAUUUAUUUUUCUUCUCUUUUUAUUUUUCCAUCUCUUUUUUUCUUAUUGGUUCUCUUCCCAGGCGCCUCUCCUACCCUUUGCAUAUCACUGCUUCCCCCAGAGACACAGACUGAGAGUGAUGGGGUGAUUGAAAGGUGACAAAACACAUGACAAAUGGAACAUUAACAGAAGACAAGAAGACCGUUGGAUGUCAAGCUGCUCAUGUUGAUAUCUGAUUUAUUUGCACAUUUACUGCAAAGACUCCUGUUUUGAAAUGAAGUAUAUCACCGAAUGCAAAAACUUUUACUAGACAGUUGUUUAACACGCUCUUUUCAGAUGGAUUGUCACACCAUCUUCUGUGAGCUUAUAAAGAUGCUUAAAGGGUAAACACCACUCCAAUGUUGCCAGAAACACAAGGACCCCCAUCGUGUCAUCACUUCAAGUGCGGCCAAAGUCAGCGGGCGGGUUUCUUUCUAGGCGACAAAGAAAGUGACAUGAAAAAUAGUAUUUUGUUGUUAUCUACUCGCCAUAUCGCCCAGAAUGACUCCCAAUAAUAAGUUUUGUAUGUAUGUUACUUGCGAGCACUUAAUAUAGCUUACGUGUUUAACGGGAUUCACUAUUAUUAGGUUUGUACUAAGUGCAAUCAUUUCUAACUAUUUUAAAACCAGUUCAGUCAAGCUUGUGAUACACAAUAUGGUUGUGGAAGUCAAGACAUUAUUUAUUUAUUACAAAGGAGUAUUAGGUCUACACUGAAAAGAAUAACUAGUAAUAUGAUUAGUCAUAAUAUGAUUAGUCGUAAUGUAAUAAGGACGUAAUAAGUCACAGUGGUACCACAAUGUUUUUUCCCCUUUUCACAAAAAACAGUAAAGUUGGACUUUUAACAAGUGAAUCUCAAAAGUCCAAGCUACUGAUGCUAGAGAACAUGCUACAUUCAUCAGGUAAUAUCAACAAAUAUAUGUAUUAUUGAUUUAAUUUUGUUUUAUAAUAUUCUGGCUUUAUGCUUGUCAAAUAACAAUAUUUUUCUCAUAAUCAUAAGACGUUGUCUGUUUUGACAUUAAAACUUUUUCCACCUAACUGACUUUUUGGCUUACUUAUCGUAAUAUUGAGGUGGAACUUCAUUUUCAUAGUAUUACACCUUUUUCCACUCAUAAUAUUUGCUUUUCUUGUAAUAUUAUGACUGUCUUACCAGAAUAAAAUUACGGUACGUUAUUCCUGUAAUUAUCACAAACUCAUCAGUAUAAGUUUAAAUAUGUUUUUUUACACAUAGACUUUAUCACAAUAGCACUUUUUUGUCAUAACAUUUCACCUUUAUUUUUGGAAUAUUGGAAUUUUUUUCUCAUAUUUUUGACUUUUUACUUGUCGUACUUUGACUUUCUUAUCGAAAUAUUGAGACAUUUUUCCUCAUGAUGUUCCUUUUUUUCAUCAUAUAAGUUUUAAGUGUAAUAUUAAUGUUUAGGUUUUAGUUUUAAUCAUAUAUUGGCUUUUUAGUUGAACUACUUGGACUUACUGAAAUAUUCAAAAAUGUUUCUUCAUGAUGCCACAGCUUUUUUCUUGUCAUACUAUGUUUAUAUUUAAAAUUUUAAUUCUAAUUUUAUGACUUUAUUAUUAUGACUUUUUUAUUGUGACUAGUUAUGACUCUUUUUGCAAAUAUUUAGAAUUUUCUCAGAACAUAAAAUUACACCUUUUUUCUUGUAAUAUUUUAACGUUUUCAUGUAAAAUCACUUUUUUUUCCUAAAUAUGACAACUUAUAAUAAGAUUAUGACAUUAUUCCGACUUUUACCAUGCCUUUUUUACAUAAUACAGUAAUACAGACUUUUUGUAUCAAGUUCCCAACCAGGGUUGCAUCAAGAAGUACGUCUGGUCUAAAAGCUAAGCAAAAACUUUUCAUGCGAUUGACUCGCCCGUUGAAAAAAAAAACCCAAAACUUUUUUUCUCGUAAUGUUUUGAUGUUUUCACAUAACAUGACUGUAUUGACAUAAUAAUUGAACUUAAAUUCCAUUAUUAGUACAACUUCUGUUGUAAUACUUUGACUAUCACAUAAUACGGUAUGCCUUUUUGUGCAUAUUAUUUUUGACUUUUUCACUUAAUAUUUUUGUGUUUUUAUUAGGACUUUUUUUCUUGGAAUAUUUGGACUUUUUCAUGUAAAAUUAUUACUUUUUUUCUCAUAAUAUUUGGAUUUUUUUCCUGUAAUAUUACAACUUCGACCUUUGAAUAUUUCAGUUUUUUUCUCGUGGUAUCAUUUUCUUCUUUUCAGUGUGGCCCUAAUACUUCACUUUUUAAUGUAGUCAUGAUAUUAUUAUUAUUUAUCAUACUGAUAGAAAAAGUACAUGUUGGAGAGGAAAAAAACCUUUUUUUAUUUCUAUUGCAGACGGCAACUUACUUUCUUUUCUACAUGACUGGUGCCAUAGCACAAGUGGAGGGAUGGAUGCCAUACUGUUACUGUAGGUGCCGUGAUCACAAAGGGCUUUUUUACUUCUUCACCUCCUGUGUGUCUGUUUAAAAUGUCUUUUGGUUUUUUUUUUUGCUGCUACUUGUUGACAAUCCUGCUUGCCUGUUCCACACAAUCUGACCACCUUCACUUUAGAUAAACACAUACAAUACAUAAUAGAGCGGCCUGGAGUUUAGUGUUUUAAAAAUCUCUUGUCUUCCAAACUCUCUUGUUUGGUUCAUAUUUUGACGGGGGUGUGAUUUCUGUCAAUGCUUUCUAUACUGCUCGCCCUGUGAUGACUUUAGUGAAGCAGACGUGCUAGGUUUAAUGCAUAUUCUCGCCAUGUGAGUAACUAAACAUGACUCAUGUAUUCUCCUCACGCUGAGUCGCCUCAGUGCUAUUUGUGUGACGACGGGACUGAGCGGUAGUGUAGAAAACACUACCUACGUAUGAUUUACGGUACAUGAAGGAUUUUAGCUCUAGUGAACUGUAUAAUGAAUAUGACUACAUGCAGUAUGGGUGUAAGUAUGCUGAGCUUUAAAAAAGUAUAUAUGGAUAUAAAGUUACAUUUUAAAUCAAAUAGACUACAUACUAAAUAAAAUAAUGAUAGAGGUACAACUGUGUUGAAAUAAAUUCUGA